Frieseomelitta varia is the source of this 1692-nucleotide messenger RNA. RefSeq names its product heat shock protein beta-1. Gene Ontology annotation, biological process: protein refolding; response to heat. NCBI's taxonomy places the organism in Eukaryota, Metazoa, Arthropoda, Insecta, Hymenoptera, Apidae. The record is from RefSeq and is a predicted model, not a curated record. Bases 192 to 881 code for a protein of 229 amino acids. The transcript has 4 exons. Gene Ontology annotation, molecular function: protein folding chaperone.
AGCAUUCAGUGAGCCGCGCUCAUUCUUAGGCGAGAUAGCGUGCAGUACGGUUGUACGUGAUCGAAAAUAGUAUUCGCAAUAAUUAAAAGCGAUCGUUCGUGAGAACAGUGCUUCUUAUUGGUAUACGAGCGAGUAUCCCAUUCAGUGGCAUUUUGGUGUAACGAGAUACAAGUGUGACUGAGACAAAAGUCAUGGCUGACAGUGGUAUCAAGCGCAAUAUUCCCAUCAAGCUCGGUGACUUCAGCGUGAUAGACACCGAAUUUUCCAACAUACGGGAACGUUUCGACGCCGAGAUGAGAAAGAUGGAGGAUGAGAUGUCACGGUUCCGUAGCGAGUUGAUGAACCGCGAAAGCAACAACUUCUUUAAGAGCACCACUAGUCGACAUCACACGAGCACCAGCGAACAUCGUACCUCGACUACCUCGAAGACCGAAGGUUGGGACAAGGUCGACCCUGCAGCACCGCCAAAGCGGUCCGCAUUCGACAGCUUCAAAAGCACGACGACGCAAAGCUCGACGCAGAACAGCAGUUCCCUGAGCCCGCAGCACGAUUCAGCCUGGCUCGACGGCCUGAACAGUCCACUCAUCCAGGAUGAAGGCGACAGCAAAAUGCUGAAGCUUCGAUUCGAUGUUUCCCAGUACACGCCGGAGGAGAUCGUUGUCAAGACCGUGGACAACAAGCUGCUGGUCCACGCGAAACAUGAGGAGAAAACAGAGAGCAAAUCCGUGUACAGGGAGUACAAUCGCGAAUUCCUGCUCCCCAAAGGAACCAACCCCGAGAGCAUCAAGUCUUCGCUUAGCAAGGAUGGCGUGCUCACCGUCGAGGCUCCGCUUCCGGCAAUCGGCACAGGCGAGAAGCUUAUUCCGAUCGCACACCAGUAGAUGCCCAAUCGACCGGAUGGAUACACGAGAAACCGAUCCUUAAAACUCCCUUCAAAACUCCACCAUCAUUCGUGUAUUCGUCAGAUCGCUCUCUUCCUGCUCCUUCCAUCAAUUCCCGUAAGUCCAUUUCUUAAUUUUAUCUUUUUCCUUUCUAUCCUCUUUCCUUGCUUUAUUUUUUUAAUGUCCUCCUCGAUGAAUCUUUCGCUGUGAAUCUUUCGUUACUUUCGUUUCUCUUCCCCGCCCAGGCUUCCUUUACCCCUGACGAUCGAAUAAAUUUUAUGCAUUUUCAUUUCUUUCGUUCCGUGUUUUCCUUUCUUCACGUUUCCGAUUGAAAACGGAAAAAUUCUACACUUGGAGUUCAAAUUUGAAGAUAAAACAACGUGAAGAGCUGCGACGAUGAAUUAUUAAUUAGCAGGGAAGCAAGGUUCACAGCGAAACGUGCUUACGAAACGUAAUUUCGAAAUGUAGUUAUUUGUCUAAUUUACUCGAGAGCCUCCACGUCGUACAAGAAAAGUGAAAGUCUAUUCUCUUUCGAGAGAAUGAAACAAAAAUAUCGACUAGUAAAAAGUAUCAAAAUAUUCAGUCCCUUUUCAGAAAUUGGUAAAAUGUUUCGCAUAUUUCCUUUUUAGCGAAAAUUCAAUUUCCAUUGUCCGAUGUGAUCAAAACCAAAUCUGUAACUCGAAAGGGCUAUUAUUUGAAAUGAUAAUCAAAUGAUUAAUGAAACGAAUCCUUUAUUCGAAGGUUGCAGAAACGUGACGAGCACAUUCGAUGUCUGUCAAACGAAUCGCCUAAUUUUAUAUAUAUCUAUAUA